Messenger RNA from Condylura cristata (star-nosed mole), 2280 nucleotides. RefSeq names its product solute carrier family 38, member 3 (gene SLC38A3). Gene Ontology annotation, molecular function: L-histidine transmembrane transporter activity; L-glutamine transmembrane transporter activity; L-asparagine transmembrane transporter activity. Gene Ontology annotation, biological process: amino acid transmembrane transport; asparagine transport; histidine transport. The transcript is spliced from 15 exons. Bases 1 to 1515 code for a protein of 504 amino acids. NCBI's taxonomy places the organism in Eukaryota, Metazoa, Chordata, Mammalia, Eulipotyphla, Talpidae. The record is from RefSeq and is a predicted model, not a curated record.
AUGGAGGCACCCCUGCAGACAGAGAUGGUGGAACUGGUGCCCAACGGCAAACAUUCGGAGGGGCUCCUCCCUCCCGCCAAUCCCAUGGCAGGCAACCCAAGGGUCGAGGGCCCCAGCCGGAGCUGCGUUGAGGACGAGGGUUUCCUUCAAAAAAGUCCCAGCAAGGAGCCACACUUCACUGACUUCGAGGGGAAGACGUCGUUCGGGAUGUCGGUGUUUAACCUCAGCAACGCCAUCAUGGGCAGCGGCAUCCUGGGGCUCGCCUAUGCCAUGGCCAACACGGGCAUCAUCCUUUUCCUGUUCCUGUUGACGGCCGUUGCCCUGCUCUCCAGCUACUCCAUCCACCUGCUACUCAAGUCCUCAGGGAUCGUGGGCAUCCGUGCCUAUGAACAGCUGGGCUACCGUGCCUUUGGGACCCCAGGAAAGCUGGCUGCGGCCCUGGCCAUCACACUGCAGAACAUUGGAGCCAUGUCCAGCUACCUGUACAUCAUCAAGUCUGAGCUGCCCCUUGUCAUACAGACUUUCCUGAACCUGGAGGAGCGAACCUCGGACUGGUACAUGAAUGGGAACUACCUGGUGAUCCUGGUCUCUGUCACUGUCAUUCUACCCCUGGCACUGAUGCGGCAGCUCGGCUACCUGGGUUACUCCAGCGGCUUCUCUCUCAGCUGUAUGGUGUUCUUCCUAAUUGCAGUUAUCUACAAAAAGUUCCACGUGCCCUGCCCACUGCCCUUCCCCUCUGCCAAUGUCACGGGCAACUUCAGCCACUUGGAGGUCUUUAAGGAGGAGGCGCGACUGCAGGACGAGGCCAAGGCCACAGCCUUCUGCACCCCGAGCUACUUCAGACUCAACACACAGACGGCAUACACCAUCCCCAUCAUGGCCUUCGCCUUCGUCUGCCACCCUGAGGUGCUGCCCAUCUAUACCGAACUCAAGGACCCCUCCAAGAGGAAGAUGCAGCAAAUCUCCAACAUAUCCAUCGCCGUCAUGUACGUCAUGUACUUCCUGGCUGCCCUCUUCGGCUACCUCACCUUCUACGACGGGGUGGAGUCAGAGCUGCUGCACACCUACAGCAAGGUGGACCCAUUUGAUGUGCUGAUCCUGUGUGUGCGUGUGGCUGUGCUGACGGCCGUCACGCUCACGGUGCCCAUCGUUCUGUUUCCGGUGCGCCGCGCCAUUCAGCAGAUGCUGUUUCAGAACCAGGAGUUCAGCUGGCUGCGGCACGCUCUCAUUGCCACCGGGCUGCUCACUGGGAUCAACCUGCUGGUCAUCUUUGCCCCCAACAUCUUGGGCAUCUUCGGCGUCAUCGGUGCCACGUCUGCCCCGUGCCUCAUCUUCAUCUUCCCCGCCAUCUUUUACUUCCGCAUUGUGCCCAAGGAGAAGGAGCCUGCAAAGUCCACUCCUAAAAUCCUGGCCCUUUGCUUUGCUGUGUUUGGCCUCUUGCUGAUGACCAUGAGCUUGAGCUUCAUCAUCACUGACUGGGUCUCUGGCACCGGCCGGCAAGGAGGAAGCCACUAGGGCCCCCCCAUCCUGUGCUGUCUGCUCGUCCUCGCGCCCUUGCCCAGACUCCUCAGUCUCUGCUCCCAUCCAGCGGCCAGUCUGGGGGGAGGAGGAAGACGUGGUUAACACUAUGGCAUCUGGCCCUGCCCCACGCCUUCUCUAAAGAAGGCUUUUAUUAGAGAGCCAGGACCAAGGCCCUUGGGCCACUGCUCUGCUGGGCUCCCAGUGCAAGGGGCUUCCUAAGCUGGGAGCAGGGAGAGGCUGCCCCCUCUGCUCCCUGCUUUUGCUCAGCGCCCACCCAGCCCCUUCACCUCUUUGCAAAAAUGCAUACACUGGGCCUAGCAGCUGCCUUCUGAAGUCACACAGCCUGUAGGGGCACUUAGAGCCGGAGCCCAGGCCUGCAGCCAUCCUCUGCCCUGCUGCUGGGCCACAGUCAGUGCCCUCAGUCCACUUAGCUUCCUUCCUUCUGUCCCCGACACCCCUUCCAGACGCUUCGGUUCAACCCUUGGAUACUCUGUUCCCUUCUCCUAGCUCCUCUACCAGGAGCAGCCGCCCCCACCCUGUACCUGGCACCAGCAAGUCUACUGAGGCUGAAUGGUGUCAGCACCGAGAGCCCCGUGCCCUACCUUUGUAACCAGUCCUGGGGAGGCUGGGCCUCCCCCUGCCUCAAGCCUGGGCCAUCACUCACAUUCCACUACCAGGAGAAGAGACAGGCUGGGGCCCAUAGUUUCUCUGCCCCUGGGAACCAAACCCCCAGGGGCCAGCCUGGGGCAGGGGUGGAGA